AUGGAGCUCCACGAUUUUCUGAAAGAUUUCAAAGUCUUAUUUGCUCGUGCUCUCAAGUUGGAAAACGUUGGUGAUAAUAGUUUUCGAAGUAUAUACUUAUGGACGCCUUUUCUUUCUAAAGCGACGUACGGUGGACAGUUGGUGGCACAUUGUACUGAGGCCGCAUACCGCACAGUGGAUGCUUCUAAAAUGAACAUCAACAGCCUUCAGGUGAAGUUUGUCUCUGCUGGAAAAAGUGAAUGUGGGGAACAGAUACUAUACACUGUGAAGUCAUUACAUAAUGGUCGCUCUUUUUGUACAAGACUUGUAACCGCUACUCAACAGGAAAGGAUAAUCCUAGUUGCGUUUGUUGGAUUUAGUAAACGAGAACGUGGGGGUAUUGAACAUCAGAUGUGCAGUCCCUUCUGUAUGACAGGUGCUUCUUCGGCUACAGGAAGAAGAAAUUGUUCCAUUUCGAAAUAUAUAGAGCAUUUGGAAACCUCAUGCAAGCAGCAGGAAGUAGAGUCUGAAGAAAAAGAUAUUGCUCAGGUGAAAUACUUAAACUUCAUGGAUCUUUGCAACAUUCAGAGUAUAAACCCGUGGGACGUUUGGUUACGGCUUAAUGUUGAAGGAUGGAAUUUGUUGAAAUCUAGGAGUGGUAUCCCUGAAGAUCGGUUACACAUAAUUGUGGCAUGUUGGCUCUCAGACUUUAUUUUGGCGUUUGCAUCACUGUUUCCUCACGGUUUCCCAAAUUCAUCCCUUCGCUUUAUCACAAGCCUUGACCACACAAUCCACUUCCACCACCCUGAAAAUAUUCGCGUUGAUGACUGGUUCCUCUAUGAAGUCUACAGUCCUUGGGCGGCGCAUAGCAGGGGAUUAAAUGAGGGUCGCAUGUACGGACGGGAUGGAUUGCUGUGGAUGAGUACUUCUCAACAGACAGUUCUGCGCCUCUCAAAGGAUUACUACUCUAAGCUUUAG
Molecule: messenger RNA, 957 nt
Organism: Trypanosoma theileri
Lineage: Eukaryota; Euglenozoa; Kinetoplastea; Trypanosomatida; Trypanosomatidae
Product: putative acyl-CoA thioesterase
Exons: 1
Coding region: 1-957 (318 amino acids)
Biological process (GO): fatty acid catabolic process; acyl-CoA metabolic process
Cellular component (GO): peroxisomal matrix
Molecular function (GO): fatty acyl-CoA hydrolase activity
Source: RefSeq, a predicted model, not a curated record